This is a messenger RNA of Propithecus coquereli (Coquerel's sifaka), 874 nucleotides long. It is a transcript of the gene GLRX3, whose product is annotated as glutaredoxin 3. The record is from RefSeq and is a predicted model, not a curated record. Lineage: Eukaryota; Metazoa; Chordata; Mammalia; Primates; Indriidae. Bases 26 to 874 code for a protein of 282 amino acids. The transcript is spliced from 8 exons.
GUUGCUCCUGUCUGGCGGCGGCAGCAUGGCGGCGGGGGCGGCCGAGGCGGCGGCGGCGGCGGUGGUCGAGGUCGGCUCAGCCGGGCAGUUUGAGGAGCUGCUGCGCCUCAAAGCCAAGUCCCUCCUUGUGGUCCAUUUCUGGGCACCAUGGGCUCCCCAGUGCACACAGAUGAACGACGUAAUGGUGGAGUUAGCGAAAGAACACCCUCAAGUUUCAUUUGUGAAGUUGGAAGCUGAAGCUGUUCCUGAAGUAUCUGAAAAAUAUGAAAUUAGUUCUGUUCCUACCUUUCUGUUUUUCAAGAAUUCUCAGAAAAUCGACCGAUUAGAUGGUGCACAUGCCCCAGAGUUGACCAAAAAAGUUCAGCGACAUGCAUCUAGCGCCUCCUUCCCACCCAGCGCUAAUGAGCAUCUUAAAGAAGAUCUCAACCUUCGCCUGAAGAAGUUAACUCACGCUGCCCCCUGCAUGUUGUUCAUGAAAGGAACUCCUCAGGAACCACGAUGUGGUUUCAGCAGGCAGAUGGUGGAGAUUCUUCACAAACAUAAUAUUCAAUUUAGCAGUUUUGACAUCUUCUCAGAUGAAGAAGUUCGACAGGGGCUCAAAACCUAUUCCAAUUGGCCUACCUAUCCUCAACUGUAUGUUUCUGGAGAGCUCAUAGGAGGACUUGAUAUAAUUAAGGAGCUAGAAGCAUCUGAAGAACUAGAUACAAUUUGCCCCAAAGCUCCCAAAUUAGAGGAAAGGCUCAAAGUGCUGACAAAUAAAGCUUCUGUGAUGCUCUUUAUGAAAGGAAACAAACAGGAAGCAAAAUGUGGAUUCAGCAAACAAAUUCUGGAAAUAUUAAAUACUACUGGGUAUGUAAAUCUUGUUUUCAAAUGA